Molecule: messenger RNA, 1103 nt
Organism: Panicum virgatum (switchgrass)
Lineage: Eukaryota; Viridiplantae; Streptophyta; Magnoliopsida; Poales; Poaceae
Product: 3-oxoacyl-[acyl-carrier-protein] reductase, chloroplastic-like
Exons: 9
Coding region: 37-798 (253 amino acids)
Biological process (GO): fatty acid biosynthetic process
Molecular function (GO): 3-oxoacyl-[acyl-carrier-protein] reductase (NADPH) activity; NAD binding
Source: RefSeq, a predicted model, not a curated record
ACAAGCAAUCGAAUCAGGGCUGCGAAUGCUGCGACCAUGGACGGCUGGGCGGCACGGCUCGAAGCCCCUGUCGCGGUGGUCACGGGAGCGUCCAGAGGGAUCGGCAGGGCCAUUGCCGUGGCUCUCGGCAAAGCAGGGUGCAAGGUGGUUGUCAACUAUGCCAAGUCAGGCAUGGAGGCAGAGGAAGUGUGCAGAGAGAUUGAGGAGUCUGGUGGCACCGCCUUCAGCUUCGCUGCCGACAUCUCCUGCGAAACCGAGGUUGAAUCCAUGAUGAGGACUGUAAUCGAUGCUUGGGGAACUCUGGACGUGCUGGUGAAUAAUGCAGGCAUUACGCGUGAUGCGCUGCUGAUGCGGAUGAAACGGACCCAGUGGCAAGAAGUGGUGGACGUAAACCUCACCGGCGUCUACCUCUGCGCCCAGGCUGCGGCGACGGUGAUGAUGAAGAGGAGGAAGGGAAGGAUCAUCAACAUCGCGUCGGUUUCCGGGAUCAUCGGCAACGUCGGGCAGGCCAACUACUGCGCCGCCAAGGCCGGGGUGAUCGGGCUAACCAAAGCCAUGGCGAGGGAGUAUGGGAGCCGGAACAUCAAUGUGAACGCCGUGGCUCCGGGCUGGGUGGCGUCUGACAUGACCGCGAAACUUGGCGACGACGUCGAACGGAAGGCGCUGGAGACCAUACCAUUAGGACGGUUUGGGAGGCCAGAAGAGGUUGCCGGCCUGGUGGAGUUCCUGGCCGUUCAUCCUGCUGCGAGCUACAUCACUGGACAGGUGCUCCCUAUUGAUGGUGGCUUAUCGAUUUGAGGGGUCGAGGGAAAAAGAAACAGAGUUACAGUCAAGUCAAGUAACGAAACAGGCAACAAUGAAAAGGGUUCUAAAGCGAGUGAUAAAGAAAUAAAGAUGUGGGCGUUGUCUUGCUUCAGUUCCCAAUUCUCAAAAAUGUAAUAUAUGUGCUUCUCUUUUUGCAUUUUAAUCGAUUUAUAUUUGUGUUUAUCCUCACUGUUAAAUUUUGCAACAUUUACGUCAUUCUGUUUUUUUUUGAUAUUUUUGUACUAUCCAAGCCUUAUUUGAAAUCCUGAUGAACAUUGAACUCAUACCAUGGGAUUAGC